This is a messenger RNA of Phalaenopsis equestris, 2018 nucleotides long. RefSeq names its product ABC transporter G family member 12-like. Gene Ontology annotation, cellular component: membrane. Lineage: Eukaryota; Viridiplantae; Streptophyta; Magnoliopsida; Asparagales; Orchidaceae. Gene Ontology annotation, molecular function: ABC-type transporter activity; ATP hydrolysis activity; ATP binding. The record is from RefSeq and is a predicted model, not a curated record.
CCAAGCCAUCCUCCAACUGCCCAUAUAUCUACAACUAUCCCUCACCGAUCGAUCGGCGAACUCGAAGAGAUGGGCGAAAUGGCUGGAAAGAAGGAAGCGCCAGAGCACCCCGGUGCGAUCUUGGUGUGCCUAUGUGAGGCAAGAAAAUGUUCUUCUGGGAACACUUACUGUUAGGGAAACCAUAACGUACUCCGCACAUUUAAGGCUUCCUUCCAGUAUGAGCAAAAAGGAGGUGGCCACCAUUGUGGAAACCACUAUUGAGGAGAUGGGACUCGAAGACUGCGCUGAUGGACUAGUAGGGAACUGGCAUCUGAGGGGCAUUAGUGGGGGAGAGAAGAAGAGGCUCUCUAUAGCACUGGAGAUUCUCACAAAACCUCCAAUUCUCUUCUUGGAUGAACCCACCAGCGGGCUCGAUAGUGCCGCCGCCUUUUUUAUUGUCCAGACGCUGAGGCAAAUGACGCGCGACGGAAACAAAACCGUCGUCUCCUCCAUUCAUCAACCAAGCAGCGAGGUCUUUGCGCUAUUUGAUGAUUUGUAUCUUUUGUCAGGCGGAGAAACUGUAUAUUAUGGAGAUGCUAUGAUGGCUACUAAGUUCUUUUCAGAGGUGGGAUUACCCUGCCCUAUCAGAAGGAACCCAUCAGAUCAUUUUCUUCGAUGUAUUAACUCUGAUUUCGAUCGUGUGAACGCUACACUAAAAGGAUCAAUGAAGCAUAUUGAGUCUGAAUCAUCUUCAGAUCCCCUGUUGAAGUUAGGAACCAUGGAGAUCAAAUCAUUGCUCGUCGAUAAGUACAAGAGCUCAGAGUACGCUAUGACCGCGAAAAGGAAGAUUGCAGAGCUAUCCAAAAUUCAAGGCUUCACGGCGGAAUUUCGUAAGGGGAGUCAUGCUGGCUGGUUGAAGCAGCUCAGAACGUUGACCAGAAGAUCUUUUGUCAACAUGUGCAGAGAUUUUGGGUACUAUUGGCUGAGAAUCAUGAUCUAUAUAGUGGUUUCUCUCUGUGUUGGUAGCAUCUACUACAAUGUGGGCACAAGCUAUACUGCUAUACUGGCCCGAGCUUCCUGUGGAUCCUUCAUCUCUGGUUUCAUGACCUUUAUGUCCAUUGGUGGUUUUCCAUCUUUUCUGGAAGAAAUGGUGGUUUUUUAUCAUGAAAGGAAGAAUGGAUACUAUGGUGUGGCUGUAUAUACUUUAUCUAAUUUUUUAUCAGCUUUUCCCUUUUUAGUAGCAGUUUCCAUUGCUACAGCUAGUAUAACCUUCUUCAUGGUGAAAGCCCACAAUGAUUUCUCUCAUUUUGCGUAUUUUGCGAUCAGUAUUUAUACUGGUAUUGCUAUAGUUGAGAGUAUAAUGAUGGUGGUCGCAUCUCUUGUUCCCAAUUUUCUAAUGGGGAUUGCUGCUGGAGCUGGAAUCAUGGGAAUUAUAAUGAUGACGGCUGGAUUCUUCCGUUUGCUUAGAGAACUUCCCAAGCCAAUGUGGCGAUAUCCAAUUUCCUACAUGAACUAUGGUGCAUGGUUGCUACAGGGAAAUUACAAGAACGACUUCAUCGGCGCAACUUUUGAUCCUCUGGUGCCCGGCGAUCCAAAAUUGUCUGGAGAAUUUGUCCUAUAUGAUACCUUUGGGAUUACCUUGGGCCAUUCAAAGUGGAUAGACAUGUUAAUAGCCGUUAUAAUUCUCAUAAUCCACAGGAUUCUUUUUUUUCUCAUAAUCAAAUUGAAGGAGACCACCUCUCCUUUGUUCAGGGAGCUCAAUGCUAAAAUUCUAAGCCUGAGGAAACCUUCUUCCUUCAAGCUGAGGAAAAAUUCUUUCUCAUUAUCAAAUGGCACACAGCAUCCAAUGGCCUCACAAGAAGGUUUGAGCUCUCCACUUCCUUGAAAGUAUUGUUACACUAAGCAAUUCUGUCAUAAUUAAAAGAAGGAAAAUAAAUGAGAAAUAAAUCUUGUGAUUUGAGAAGCAUUAAUGUUCUAUGAUUGGGAUUGUGUUAAAAUGUGUAUUACUCUGGGAUUUUAAUGGAGGAUGAUUGAUACAA